ACUAUUUUUAAACAUGAAUAGCGCGAUUGACAGAUUAUUGAGGUUAGAAGUUUUUAUACUUUUUACCAUUUCAGUAUGAAAAUAGCUUGUUAAUAUUAUGCUUUAGUGUGAGGGAUAAAUCGUUGAUAACUAAUUAUUGAACAUCUAUAAUCUAUCAUUAUUAUAGAAAAGUUAUUACAGAUCUAUUUAGAAAAUGAAAAAUUAAUUGAAAUCUGCAUGAAACGUAUAUUUGAUAGCUUAAUAGAUUUGACAGAACGUCACUGCACUUUUGCAUCUAGCUUCAUGCUAUUGGCGAAAAGUAUAAUCAUUUGAAUCAAACUAAAUAUGAGUGCCAUUUAAAAUUAUUUCAUUGCGAAUAUAAACUAAAACGUUAUUAUAUAGAAGGAUACACAAUUACAUUAAAGGAUACUUUACAAUGAAUAAAAUUCAGUUAAAUUCACUUUGCCGAGUAUGUCUUUGUAAAAAUUCCGAAAUGUUUCCUCUAAAUUACACUUUUAAGGAAGCAACAGAAUCUGUAAGCAAUGAAAAUGAAGAUGAUAAUAUAGUAAUUCAACAUGCCUUGUCAGCUUUAUUUAACUAUAAGGAGACUAAUAGUGAAAAAUUCCCACAACAAAUAUGUUCCAUGUGCUUAGGUAUUCUGAAAAUAGCUUAUGAUUUCAAAAUACUCUUUGAAGAAUCUCAUCAAAUUAUUUUACAAUAUAAAGGACAGCAUAUUGCACCAAAAGAUUGUGCCAAUACAACUAGUUCUGUAGAACUUAUUGUAGGUACAAACAAAUAUGAUUUAAAAGAUUUAGUUAUUGUGGAACCAGAAGAUUGUCGUGAAGGAUAUGAUUUUGGAGGGUUCUUAAGAAAUUUAGGGACACAAGUUACAGCAACAUUUUCCGAAAGUUAUAAAAAAUCCGGCUCUACAGUAAAGGAAAUAGUUAGAGAAAAUUAUGUUGAAAGUUAUAAAAAAUCCGGCUCUUCAGUAGAGAAAAUAGUCGGAGAAAAUUGUGUUGAAAGUGAUAAAAAAUCCGGCUCUUCAGUUGACAAAAUAGUUGGAGAAAAUUGUGUUGAAAGUUAUGAAAAAUCCAGCUCUUCAGUAGAGAAAAUAGUUGGAGAAAAUUGUGUUGAAAGUUAUAAAAAAUCCGGCUCUUCAAUAGAGAAAAUAGUUGAAGAAAAUUCUGUUGAAAGUGAAGAAGAGCAAGAUGAUGAUGAGUACAUUGUUAUUGAAAGUGAUAAAAUUAAUGAUACAAUAAUUCAUGUUAUUGAUGAUGACAAUGAAAAAAAUAUGGAUACUUCACAGAAAAGUGAUAAUUGUGAUGAGUUGAUUAUAUCUGCUAUGAACUUAAGAUAUGAAUGUAGUGUAUGUCAAAAACUGUAUCGUUCAAAAGCUAGGUUCGAGAAACAUAUCGUUACUUGUGACCAGACUUCAAUACCAAAUUUACAAUGCCAACGAUGUUCAAAAUUUUUCAGUUGUUCAAAAAGUUUAAAAAACCAUUUAAAAUUGCAUGAUAACAAACAGAACAUUUCAUGUGACUUUUGUGAACAAAAAUUCAAUACCAGUAGCUCCCUCAAGUACCACCAAGUAACCAAGCAUAGUGAAACGAGUUACGUAUGUCAAGUUUGCGGGAAAAAGUUCGCUAUUGCUACUACCCUUAACGCGCACAUGCAAGUCCACAAUAAAAAUAAAACACAAUGUAUUUGUCCUGUAUGUGGAAAGACUUUCCACUACAAAGGUGGACUCUUUUAUCACAUGAAGCAACACACCAACGAAAGAAAGUAUCAUUGUGAUUAUUGUGAAAAAACCUUUUAUACGCUAACCGCUAAAAAACGACAUACUUUAACUCAUACAGGAGCGCGCCCUUUUCAAUGCCAGUUUUGUCAAAAGAGGUUUUUUUCUACGGGGGAAAUGAAGAAACAUGAAUAUAUUCACGCAGGGGUUUUGCCUUAUAAGUGUAAAUACUGUAGUAAAGGUUUUAGAUCCAAUUUUAAUAUGAAAGUGCAUUGGUUUAAUCAUACAGGAAGUUCGGUUUGUGAAUAUUGUUACAGAGGAUUUAUUUCUAAAGAAGUUUUGUUAUUCCAUUAUAGAGUUAAACAUAAAAAUUUAAUUCAAAAGAAAAAAGAUACAUGAGUGAUUAAUACAAGUUGUGGUUAGUUUUA
Molecule: messenger RNA, 2142 nt
Organism: Diorhabda sublineata
Lineage: Eukaryota; Metazoa; Arthropoda; Insecta; Coleoptera; Chrysomelidae
Product: zinc finger protein 26-like
Exons: 2
Coding region: 416-2113 (565 amino acids)
Biological process (GO): regulation of transcription by RNA polymerase II
Cellular component (GO): nucleus
Molecular function (GO): zinc ion binding; RNA polymerase II cis-regulatory region sequence-specific DNA binding; DNA-binding transcription factor activity, RNA polymerase II-specific
Source: RefSeq, a predicted model, not a curated record